Oncorhynchus kisutch (coho salmon) is the source of this 12585-nucleotide messenger RNA. Its product is annotated as DENN domain-containing protein 5B. The record is from RefSeq and is a predicted model, not a curated record. The coding region runs from base 5710 to 9795 and encodes 1361 amino acids. The transcript has 26 exons. Lineage: Eukaryota; Metazoa; Chordata; Actinopteri; Salmoniformes; Salmonidae. Gene Ontology annotation, molecular function: small GTPase binding; guanyl-nucleotide exchange factor activity.
UCUAACAGAAGACAGGAGUGUUUUUGCCAAUAAUGCACUAUAACGUUGGAUGCUGAUAAACCCCACCCCAGAAGAAGAAGAGUGCAAGUUGUUUGAUGGAUAUCCAUGUGUUCAGCUGAUCUGCCGUAUGUGAAAGAGAGAGGAGCGGGGCACACUUUCUUUCAGUGUGCUGGGAUGGAGAGAACUGACACAACAUGGAUAACGCCUGUGAAAAUGCCAGAUCAAGAGAAUGGAGCUAUGGUGAUGGAUACAGCCGCCAUGAUAUGGCUCAGUGGGAAAGUGCUCCCCCUGCUGGUGAAAGACAGUACCUCAUCCAACAGGAAAGGGAACGCCAGUGGCUGAACCAUGAGAAAGAAGCUGCCAUACGGGCCCACUACAACUCCCUUAGACAAAACUCUCCAAUGGACUUCCGUGGACAUGGGGCACAAGAGACCCAGCCGCCGCAUCUGUAUCAUCAGGACCAUCACAGAAUGGCUCCGAGUCAGAACAUAAGGGAUUGGCCAAUCCUCUAUGAACCCCUGAGAGGCCAGGCAUCCCCUAAUGUAACCUUACACCACAGUGGAGAGAGAGCCCAUGUUUCUGUUAAGCAUGAACCCCACUUCCCCAGCUAUGAGUUUUUGCCCCCACUCAUUGUCGAAAGAGGGCAUGAGGAUAUAACCCAUCACCAUAAAGCUGACCGGGAUUAUAUGGUUGGUCGAAUAGUGAAUUAUAACAAUCUCCAUUACUUGGAAAGCAAAUGGCAGAUGUUAGAUCCCACCCAUUCCAAUGGACAUGCUAGAGGACAUUUUAAUGAACAUUCAAGGGGACAUUCUAAUUCCUAUUCCAGGGUUCAUUCUACUGAAUGCUCAAAGGGAAGUUCUAGGGGUGGGUCUAGUGGACGUUCUAGGGGUGGGUCUAGUGGAUGUCCUAGGGGUGGCUCUAGUGGACGUUCUAGGGGUGGCUCUAGUGGAAGUUCUAGCGUCCAUUCCAGCAGGUCUCCCAGGCUGGACUUCCAGGCUAAGCAUGUCAACCCUUUUCAAACUAUGACCAACAGUUCUCCAGACAUUCAGAAUGCCAACAUCACUCCAACUGUUUCUAUGGUCAACAACAAACACAGUGAAACAACACCAGGACAUACAACAGGUCCUGCGAGAUAUUCUACAUCACUUGUUUUUACGGAUUUCCCUUCCACGGGAGGUACAUAAUUUGGUGUUGUUGACCUAAAAGCAGCCCAGGUAACAAAUGUAGACACCCAUGGUAUACUAGGACCUAGUGUUCCUUCCCAAGCCAUAACACAACACACAGAUCAUCUUCCUGGCAAUGCUGCUCUGGUUUCUCACACACAGACCUCUACCACCCCUGAACAGCAACAUACUUCCUCUCCUUCUCUCACUGACACCCCUCGGGAAAAACCUCAUAAACAUAAGAUCUCACUCAAGGAAAUACAGCACUGGCCCCAGAGUGUUUUAAGAUCUAAAAAUGGACCUGUAAAUGGGAAUAACUCAACACAAGACCCCUCUCAGUCCCUACAAUUCAGCACAGAGAAGAUGUAUGUUUUACAAGCAGGCAAAACACAACUACAUCUAAACACCAAAGACUACCAGGCGAGGCCCCCUGAGAGGUUUAGUGAUGAGGACUCCACUAUACGGCUGGAGAUUAAGUCCACCCCCAGGUACAUGACCCUGACGGCAGUCGCCACCGCUCCGCCGCCCCCCGUGGCUAUCGUCCCGCCAAUGGGUCCACAGCAGUCCCCAGAGCCCAUGGAGACAGAGAAUGCAGGCAAUGAGCUGCCAUUUAAGAUUUUACAGACCUGGUCCAUCAACGAAAAACAGGCGGAAAACCUGUGGGAAAGAGCUAAAGAUGAUGCAAGUUCUCUCUCUGUCCUAAAUGAGAUGGUUCAAGUUGAGUGUCUUCUGGAGUGUGAUAAACCUGUAGAUGCAUCUGCAACAAGUUCAAUGGCAUCUACAGGAGAGGACAAUGAUGAGGUCCUUCAGGUCAUCACACAAAUGGACAAGAGAUUACCUUCACCAUUUGUCCACACCAACCCUCAGGCAACUGAUAUUGUAUGCAUCGGUGGUGCCCAGAUACUUGUGGAAGGUAGCUCUAAUGUUGCAGAUGAGAGCGCUCUUGAUUUGUCCACAAUUGCUGAAGUUCAGUUCAAGUUAUGUGCGCUGCAGAGACUGGUUACUUAUCUGGAGAGUGCGACAACAGUCACAGAGGCAAAGGAUGGUUGUCUCGAGGCCAUAUUGGAGUUGUAUUGGGGAGGGGAUACCUCUAACCUGUUAGAAGCUUUAAAAGAUCAAAUGGAUGAGAAAAUCAUGCAGGAUAUGUCUGCCUGGGCCACAGAGGAUGAGAAGGCAGUGGUUCUCUUUGCAGUCAGUGGUAUAUCACUGGGGGAAGUGCUUGAGAAGUUUCCCAUUCCAGUACAUGUUGACACCUCUUCCCAAGUGGGUUACAGGUCAUCAUGGUUAAAUGUCAACGAGAAGCUGAAUGACAUUGACAAAGAUUCUGGAAGAGCUUGGUCACUGUGGUUCAUACCAGAUAAAGCAGAGGACAGUUCCAAAGUGGUUGGGGGUGUCCAGAUGGAUGAAACCUUCCACAGUAAGAUGGAUACUGUGGAAUUGCCUGCAGAAGCAACAGACUCAGACCUCAUAACAAACACAGACCUCACGAUGGAUGCAGAGCCCCCAACAAACACAGACCUCACGAUGGACGUAGACCCCCCAACAAACACAGAUCCCCCAACAAACACAGACUUAGAGGCAAAACCCCUUUCCCCAAUGAUUUUGACUGUCCUCACACCAGAGGACGCUGUGAAACUGCUUGCUGAAACAGAGGCACCAGACACAGACCUCAAAACGGUCGUAGACCUCACAACAGACUCAGACACAGAACCCCUUUCCCUAAUGAAUUUGACCAUCCUGACAUCUGAGGAUGCCAUGAGACUGUUUUGCCAGAUCGAGAAUGAUUCUGACCUCCAAUUCACGUCCCCUGAAUCCUGCUCUAAAAACAAAGAUAAGACACAGACUAAGCAACUAGAGAAUAUAGAAAGUGGCAGCUUAGAUAAGUCCUGCUACUGUCCUUGUGGUAUUGAAACUGACAAUGGGUUUGAAAUGGGCCUAUGCUCCAGUUGUCAGAGAGAGAAAGGAUUGCAGCAAGGUACAAGAUGCAUAACAAUCACUCACUGCUUUACCAUGUCAUGUACAAAUGAUCAGGAGACAGAGGUCCCUAAGGACUCUGGGGGGAAGGUGACUGUUGACAGUCAAUGCAGGGACAAGAAGCAGAUACAUUCAACUGAAGAAGAGGGUGAUGACAAUAAGACACAGAGUGAAAUGCAGCAAUGGACAGGCGUCAUACCGAUCAUUGACUUUUUUUUCUGGUCAGAUACAAGUGAGGAUUCAGAUCAGGAGACAGAGGAGAGCUAUAAUGAACAACAUGCUCAGAUUGAGGCUCAUGCUUCUAAUGUUAAAAGGACAGAGCCUGAAACUGAUGCCAAAGCACCAUGUGAGUCAGCCCAAGAACGUACGACCCAAAGCAAAGUCAGUCCUGGUUCUGAGGAUAGGGAAAGAUGGCAAGAGAAGGACCAAGACUGUAGGACGAGUACAUUACCACUUCCCAAGGUUGAAAACCCCUCUAAGUUAAGAGCUAACAUCAUAGCAGACAACUGGUUUUCACCUAUAGAGGACUGUGGUUCACCUGUAGAAAAGUAUGACAAAGUUGCUGACUUUGUCACUCAAUACAAAACCUGCAAGUCAAAGAAAAAAGUACAUAAAAAAAUGGAAAAGGAGAAGACCCUCCAUCCAACGUCAUCUGACAGGCAAAGUUACAAGAAAAGCCAUGGGAGAGCAGAGAGGGGAAGGACACCAUCCCAAACCGCUAAGAGCUCUGGGUUGAAGGCAACUGUGGAUAAUCAAUGCAGGGACAUGAAGCCACAUGCAUCACACAAGUGGAGACAUUCAACUGAGAGUGAUGAAAAUCGAUGUAAAGACAAGAAGAGGGGAUCAUCAACUGUGAAAGAGUGUGAGGGCUGUCAAUCCAGGGACAAGAAGCCACCGAAGAGGAGACAUUCAACUGAGAAAGAGAGAGAGGACAAUCAAAGUAGGGACAAGAUGUCACAAAAGAGGAGAAAUUCAACUGAAACUGACGGCAGGAACUCAGACUCCAAAGAGUUACAGUGCCAGUUGGUGGACAUAGAGAGGGCCAGUGGAAACUCACUCCCGUGCCCUGGGGUGAAAACCCUCCCAUGUGCAAGGAUCCUCAACCACCACCAUUCCUCUCAAAAUCUCCAUAAACAUCCCCAAAAAGCCUUCCAUAAACACCUCACCCUCAAAACAUACUGAAGUCCCCAGAAUGCCAAAGACUAAAGCCCAGAACAAAACUAACAGACACCGCUCCCCUGCAAAGUCAAUGUCUCCUGUUGUCAAAGAGCGGCAGAGGAACGACAUCAAACACAAGCAAAAAAUGAAAUGCCAAAAAGUCAGAUUGAAAAAGCUGUCCUUACCCAAACAUCUUGUCAGGAAAGGUUCUCCACCAAGCCGGAAGAGCGAGGAAGAUUCUCCACCAAGCCGGAAGAGAGAGAAAGGUUCCCCACCAAGGCAGAAGAGGGUGGCGGAUAGAGGAGAGUCUGGGAGUUUAGGGAUAAUGGUCUCUAAGAUUCCUGACUCGUCCAAGAAACUAAAACCUACGGCAGAGAGUGACUUGACAUCCCAACAGAAAUUGACACAGAUUCCGAAGGUGUUGAAAAAGAUUGAGAAAGGAAGGUUGUCAAAAAGUGAGUGUGAGUACGACUUGCUGCCCCCCAAGCCAAAGCUGCCAAGGAUUCUGAAGCUUCCGAGGACUCCAGAGGUUUCAAAGGAUUGGUGUGAGAGAGAGAACAGAGGAGAGACAUCUCCCAGUGCUUCACCUGAAUCACAAACGCUGAACAAAUCUACAAGAGUGACACACAAGCCCAAACCUUUUAUCAAGCCUGCCAGGCCCAAUGGUUAUAGCCCAGGUAGUCAUGCUUGCCCUAAACCGGCCAGGUUAUCACCGGAACAUGACAACCACCAUUUUGGGGCAAAAGUCUCUGCGAGGCAGCAGGUGUUCUCAGAUUGGGAGAGCAGCUUUGUCCCGACACCAAUCCCCCGGACUCGCAGGCGAUCAGGGUGUCCUCCAGAGGAAGUGGAAGGUUCACAGGCCAGUCCCAGGUCCAGCUCGGAGACCAGGAUCAUCCGACGCAUUCUAAAAUGUGUCGAUGCUCCGCCGAAACCCAAGCGGAACAUCAGAUUUCCUUUGAAUCCAAGGAACGUGCACUACUUCAAGCCCUGUGAAUAUGAAAAUUACGUCAUGUUCAACAGGUCUUACACAGACCCGGAAGAUGCACAGCACUCUGAUGAUGAAGAGGAAGAUGCUUCUGUGAACUGCCAGAACAAGAAGAACAGCCCCCCAUUAUGGAAGCGAAGCAGCAAGAUGUAGGGGGGCUGAAGCCUGGACCAAGCGGUUUAUGUGAAAAGCGCUUCAAAAGGAAGUGGGAAAUGCAGGAGCCUGCUGCCAUUUUGAUGAAGGAGAGCAUUGUUCAGGCAAAGCAUUGGACGAAGUCUCUCCAUCGUGAUCCUCCAAAAGAAUUCAGGCACUCAGCAAAAAAAACUGGAGUUGGUUACAUCAAGUCAGAGAAGCAGAAGAGGCCAAAUGAAAUUGAAGAUGUCUCGGUUGGAGUACUAGGAACGGGAGCACGCUGAUCUGUGAUCCAAGAUGAGUGGGACAAACGCGGCUUCUGGAGCGGCGCCUUGCCGUUUUGCUCACUACUUUGUGAUAUGCGGAAUAGACACCGAAACUGGGCUGGAACCGGACGAAUUAGCCGCUUUGUACCAAUGGCUAGAGGCUGACCGCCAAGGCAGGGACCCCGAUACAGCAGCCACAGGGGAGAACUUUGAGCAGAGCCCCCUGAAGAGGACGUUCAAGUCUAAAGUCCUGGCCCACUACCCUGAGAACGUGGAGUGGAACCCCUUCGACCAGGAUGCUGUCAACAUGCUCUGUAUGCCCAAAGGCCUGUCGUUCAGGACACAGGCAGACAGCCGCGAGCCCCAGUUCCACUCCUUCCUGAUCACGCGGGAGGACGGCUCUCGCACUUACGGCUUCGUCCACACCUUCUACGAGGAGGUGACGUCGCCUCAGAUCUGCUCGGCCAUGCAGACCCUCUACCAGAUGCACCAGGCCGAGAACCCUUCCUCCGCCACCCCCUCCUCCUCUUCCUCCUCUUCCUCCAGUAUGGACUCUCUGGCUAGCAGCCUCGACGAAGCAGAUUCUCCGUCUUCAUCCUCGUGCCGGUCGGCGGCGUGCGGCGGCUACGACGCGUCGCGUGACACGCUCUACGUCUCCAAGGCGUUGUGUCUGAUCACGCCCAUGCCCUUCAUGCAUGCCUGCCGCCGUUUCCUGUCCCAGGUGCACCGGGCCGUCACGGCCUCUUUGCCUCCACCCCUCCCCCUGGAGAGCUACGUGCACAACAUCCUGUACGAGGUGCCCCUGCCCCCUCCGGGACGCUCGCUGAAGUUCCACGGGGUGUACGAGCCCAUCGUGUGUCAGCGUCCUGGGCCCGGGGAGCUGCCUCUGGCUGACUUCCCUCUGGGCCAGACCUUCCCUCUGCUGGGGGUAGAGAACCUGGUGCAGCUGUUUAACUGUACCCUGCUGGAGAUGCAGAUUCUGCUCUACUCACAGGACUACCAGCGGUUGAUGACAGUUGCGGAGGGCAUCACCACCCUGCUCUUCCCGUUCCAGUGGCAGCAUGUCUACGUGCCCAUCCUACCCGCGUCACUGCUGCACUUCCUGGAUGCCCCCGUGCCCUACCUCAUGGGCCUGCAGUCCAAGGAGGGCACCGACCGCUCCAAACUAGAGCUGCCACAGGAGGCUAACCUGUGCUUCGUGGACAUUGACAACCACUGUAUCGAGCUGCCUGAAGACUUCCCCCAGUUCCCUAACAAACCAGAGUUAAUCCAGGAGCUCAGUGAAGUCCUCCUCCGCUACGGCAUAUCCCCAGUGGGGGGCGCUCCUCCAACCUCUGUCCCCACCUCCACCACCACCCUUGGGUCUGUCUCUGUCUCUACCCGUCACCCUGGUCUGAAGAGCCAACAGGCCCUGAGGGAGCUAGAGGACGAUGGGAGGAAUGGGAACCUAGGAGGGGAACAGUUAGCUGUGUUGGAGCUUCUCCAAGGGAACGCUACUCUGGAAAGACUCCAGGCUCUGGCUAAGAGAACGGGGGUCCGCGUGGAAGCCCUGAGGGGGGUAGGGGGUGAGGGAGAGGCUCAGGGGGGGAGGACGGCAGUCGAUGAGGAGGAGCUGAGGAACGCUAAGCUGAAUGUACAGCUGAGGGAGGUAUUCGCUAGCAGGUUUACCAUGAUGUUCGCAGACUAUGAGGCCUUUGUCAUCCAGAGCGCUCCAGACCUGGAGUCCUGGCUCACCAACCGAGAGCAGAUGCACAACUUUGAUAAGGCAUCCUUCCUGUCUGACCAGCCGGAGCCCUACCUGCCCUUCCUGUCCCACUUCAUCGAGACCCAGAUGUUCGCCACCUUCAUCGACAACAAGAUCAUGUCCCAAUGGGAGGAGAAGGAGCCGCUGCUCCGCGUGUUCGACGGACGCAUCGAUAAAGCUCGUCUAUACAAUGUUAGAGCCCCAAGUCUGCGAUCCUCCAACUACCAGAGGUGCACCAUCCUCAAGGAGUCAGCCCAGGCCAUCGAACAGCGGCUGCUGAAGAUCGACCACACAGCCAUCCACCCCCACCUGUUGGAUAUGAAGAUUGGACAGGGCAAAUAUGAACAAGGCUUCUUCCCCAAGCUGCAGUCUGAUGUGCUCUCAGUCGGACCCACCAAUAACAACAGGUGGUCCAAUCGUACCGCUACGGCUCAGCGCAGGAAAGACCGUCACAGACAACAAACAGAACACUUGACUCUAGAUAACGACCUCAAAGAGCAGGUAGAGGGGUGUCUAGUCCUGCAGAACUCCAUGGCGUUUUGGGAGUGGGACAAGUCGUCUCCCCCGCCUCUCAAACCACCAAAAAAGUCUGCCUCUGAGUGCUGCCUGAAGUACAUGCAGGAGGCUCGGAGCCUGGGGAAGAACCUCCGUCAGCCCAAGCUGUCUGACCUCUCACCUGCCGUCAUCGCUCAGACCAACUGGAAGUUUGUAGAGGGACUACUCAAGGAGUGUCGCAUGAAGACUAAGCGUAUGUUGGUGGAGAAGAUGGGCAGGGAGGCGGUGGAGCUGGGUCAUGGGGAGGCAAACAUCACAGGUCUGGAGGAGAACACUCUCAUCGCCUCCCUCUGUGACCUGCUAGAGAGGAUCUGGAGCCAUGGCCUGCAGGUCAAACAGGGGAAGUCAGCUCUGUGGUCCCACCUUCUGCACUACCAGGCCAGAGAGGAGACACUGGAGCAGCAGCAAGCAGAGUCACCAGUGUCAAAUGGUCCAGAGAGAAGAAAGUCUGAGUCAUCAUUAGGGAUGCCAUCGCUGCGAGAGUCCGUCAUACAGGAUAUGAGGCACAUCCAGAGUAUGGGUGAGAUAAAGACGGAUGUGGGCAGAGCGAGGGCCUGGAUCCGUCUUUCUCUGGAGAAGAAGCUGCUCUCACAACACCUCAAACGGUUGCUGUCCCGCCAAGCCUUAACCAAGAAGUUGUAUAAGCGCUACGCCUUCCUGCGCUGUGAGGAGGAGAAGGAGCAGUUCCUGUUUCACCUGCUCUCCCUCAACACUGUCGACUACUUUUGUUUCACCAGUGUCUUCACCACCAUCAUGAUCCCAUACCGCGCCGUCAUCAUCCCAAUCAAGAAGUUGAGCAACGCCAUGACGACCUCCAACCCGUGGGUGUGUGUGUCGGGUGAGCUGGGCGACUCGGGCGUCAGGCAGAUCACCAAGAAUGUCCUAGAGAUGACCUUCGAUUCUGCUUUCAGGCCACACACUCACAUCGACGCCAUGUUCAAGUGUCAGAACCUGGGUAAGCUGACUACAGUCCAGUUGGGUCAUGAUAACUCUGGGCUGCUGGCUAAAUGGUUGGUGGACUGUGUCAUGGUCCGCAACGAGAUCACAGGACACACCUACAAGUUCCCGUGUGGGCGGUGGCUUGGCAAAGGCGUGGACGACGGCAGUCUGGAGCGCGUUCUGAUUGGUGAGCUGACAUCGCCCAACGCAGAUGAGGAUUGUGGGAGAGGGUGUCGCACGCCCGACAUGCAGCAUUCGCCGGGUCAGACCAGACGCGCCAGCAUCACGUCGAUGGGAGGACGUGGAUACAAGCCCACCUCAGCUCAAAUCCAGGAGGCCAUUGGCGAGGCAGUGAACAGCAUCUGCAAACACUUCCACAAGCCUGAGAAAGAGAGGGGCAGUCUGACCAUCCUGCUGUGUGGUGAGGUCGGUCUGGUCGGGGCUCUGGAGCUGUUCUUCCACAACGGCUUCAAGUCCGCCCGCCUCUUCCAGAAGACUGUCUUUGUCUGGGACUUUGUGGAGAAGGCGGUGGCUUACAUGGAGUCAGCAGACCAGAUGGGGGACAUGCAGGAGACUGCUGAGCCCCUGGGCCUGACCUGUGUCUCUCUCUGUCACUAUGUCAGUGCCAUCAACUCCUCGCCCAGGAACAUUGGCAAGGACGGCAAGUUCCAGCUGCUUGUCUGCCUGGGGGCCAGAGAUCGUCUGCUGAUUCAGUGGCUCCCUCUGUUGGUGGAGUGUCCAGUGAUCCAGCGGAUGUACGAGGAGUCUGCUCUGCUGCGGGACCGGACCACGGUCAACGAUCUCAUCGCUGUCCUGCAGACUCUCCACGACUUCCCCAUCACCCUGGAGGCCUCGCUUGUCAAGGGCAUUGACCUUUAACCCCUACCGCACAGCCUGCUGGGAAACCACCCAGACCAGGACCACAUUACCCACAAACCCUUGCUCUGUUUCCUUUUGCCCUUUCACUGUCCCCGUGGCUGUCGUCGAGGCCUGCUUCAGCUGAUUCACUCUGGGAAAAGUCUUAUAGGGAGGGAAGUAAAGAUUGAGGACUUUAGAAAGAGACCAGAGACGGUUCGCUACCAAAGCAAUCGAUUCCACUGCUUCAGAACAGAAGUUUGGGCUUUGAAUCAUUGAUGAUUCAAAGCCCAGUAUUAUUAUUGCAGUAUUAUUAUUACAUAGCUUGUGGUUUUGAAAAUAUCCUUUUUGAUAUUUAAUAAGAAGGGACUGUUUUUAAAGAAAACCCAUGGAUGUUUCCCUAUGUGCUCAAUGUGUGUAGCCCACUGUAGGUAGCUCUUCAAUGGACACUUUUAGCCUGUGUGAUGGAGAUCCUAUCUUUGCCUGUCUGCCAUCUCUGUCUGCUGGAUCCUGCUCCAACUUCAGCUAGCGUUAGCAUUAGCAAGCAUGCCUGUGGGUAGUAGUAGGCCAGGAAUAAGGAAACCAAAAACAGAAAGUGACUGUUUGCCCCUGCUGCCUCUCCAUAGUCUCUGCACUGGGAAUAUAAGUUGGUGAAACUUCAUCAGUUGGGUGAAGAUGACUACCAUGGAAAGAGAAACUGGACUCAUCUGCUUUCAGCACUACACUGUGUGCAAUGCAGCUUUUUGAUUGGAUGUUGGCUCAUUCUAGAUACACCUACUGUGUUGGACUGGAUCUUUGUUCUGCUUUGUGAUUGGCUAGCAGAUCAUGGCGGACACAAACACUGUGCUGAAUUGGAGAGGUCUUUCCUAGGGGGGCAGGGGCUUUUCUAGGGUUGCAUGGACAUUCCAAACAAAUUACAGGCAUUGACCUGACCCUAUUUCAAACUGUGUGUGUCUAUGUACAGAGUGUACAAAACAUUAAGAACACCUUCCUAAUAUUGCGAUUCGGGGCACCUCCCCCUUGCCCUCAGAACAGCCUCAAUUCGUCAUGGCAUGGACACUACAAGGAGUCGAAAGCGUUCCACAGGAAUGGCCCAUGUUGACUCCAAUGCUUCCCACAGUUGUCAAGUUGGCUGGAUGACCUUUGGGUGGUGGACCAUUCUUGAUACACACAGGAAACUGUUGAGCGUGAAAAACCCGGCAGCAUUGCAGUUCUUGACACAAACCAGAGUGCCUGGCACCUACUACCAUACCCCGUAAAAAUACACUUAAAUAUUUUGUCUCGCCAUUCACCCUCUGGGUGGCACACAAAAAUGAUCCAUAUCUCAAUUGUCUCUUUAACCGGCCUCUUAACUAGUCUCCUGCCCUUCAUCUAUACCGAUUUGAAGUGGAUUUAACAAGUGACAUCAAUAAGGGAUCAUAGCUUUCACCUGGAUUCACCUGGUCAGUCUGACAUGGAAAGAUCAGGUGUUCAUAAGGUUUUGUACACUCAGUGAAUGUGUUCUCCUAAUGUUAUUUUUGUUAGAAAUCAUAAUGGCCAAUGUAUUCAACUUCAUCCUGGUCUCUGUCAUGCACUGUGUGUGUGUGUGUGUGUGUGUGUGAGAUUGUUGACCUCAAAUGGACACUUGCUCUGCAUUACUCUGUGUGGUAUUGAAAUGUUCCAGCCCCUUAUUAAUGUGAUACAUGUGAAAUACACUGGAAUAUUAAACAAUAAGAACCUAUACAUACAACCCCUAAUGAUGAAUUUAUCAGAAAUGCCUCAAACCUUCCUAUGAUAAGUGGUUAUUUUCUGGUGAGUGUUAACUCCUUCUGGGACUAUUUCUAGCUGGUUGUAUUUUUCAAUCUAAAAUAUAUCUCUUGCCACUUUUUCAAUCAACCUUGAUGAACAUGUUCUUAUAUUUCUGUAACAACAAGUGUAAAUAGGGUGUUUAUGCAUGUGUACUAAAAAAGCUCAUCAAAAUACACGUGGACUAAAAUGUUGAGGCUAACUAUGACCAGACAAUAGAUUUGAACCCAACCAAAAGGGGAAACAACUGACAGAUAUCGAAUCACACUUUUAACUGUGUUUAGACCACAGUACUUUUCCAGUAUUAAUGCAAAAAAAAGGACAGCAAAUGUUGUUUUUAAUGUUCUGAUUUGAUGUAUUUAUUCCUCUAAACUGUGGUAGUCAUCAAGAAACGUUGAGACACUGGUUGCGACCGGGGCAAAGAGCCGCCUGUGAAAUGACAUGCUGCAUGUUGAGCCAUGUGACUUUUCUUCUGUAACAUUCACAGUUUGGUCCUGCUGCUAGGUUCCUACUGUCUUGUGUAUCAUAGAUUCCAACAAUUUAAAAAAACUAUCUAUCUGUAAGAAGCAACAAACAUAUGAGGAUGAUAGACAUCCAUAGGUGUUUAGCGCAUAGCUGUGAGCAAAGUGUCGGUCUACAGUAGUGUGGCGAGAAUAAGGGUCCCUCUUUGCAUCUCCUAAAGUGCUACGGCAUGCAGUUUUACCUCUGCGACUGGACUGUGUACUUUCUCCUAACACGCUACAGCUAGACUCAUUCAGUAGUCCUGUACUGUACUUCUGUCUUCAUGUUACAUGAACCUGUGGCAAAGGCUGUCCCCUGCUUGGUGGAAUAUCUGUCCUAACAUUACUAGGUAGGCAAAAUGCUACUACGGAACCUUUCCUUUCCUAUGGAACCUUUCCUUUCCUACAAGUGCAUGUGUAAACUGUAUGUCCAGUGGGAGGAGGUCAUGUAAUGAAUGGAGUCCUAUGUAAAAGUAAAUGAUAACUGUUCUGACAUUUAUGAUGCACUUCAUUAAAAACUUGCUCAAUA